This is a messenger RNA of Protopolystoma xenopodis, 300 nucleotides long. The record is from the annotation of a GenBank genome assembly. Lineage: Eukaryota; Metazoa; Platyhelminthes; Monogenea; Polystomatidea; Polystomatidae.
GUCGACGAGCUCAUCCUACCCUUCCGACGCCACGAAGGCUAUGAGUCACUGAAAACGGAGGCAAGCCUUGAAACGCGCAAAAUGGCCGACCAAAUGCCUUGCUAUCGAGACGCAUGCAACGAUCGUCGUAUAAAGGCUGUGGAAUAUAGGGCAAACUGCUCCAUCCGGCUAGCCCGACUGACCCCAGAUAAAUGGUACCGGGGUCUACCGCGACGCCGCUUGACAAUAGCUGCUCACACUUACGAACAUAUUAGCAUGGCACUCAACUGUCUAGAAGAGCUCUUGCCCUUGGUGAGUUAG